GUCCUCUCCGUCCUCCGCUCCCUACAGAACACCUCUCUCGCCGGUCCCUUCUUCCUCCUCGCCUCCUCCGCCUCCUCUCCCCACUCACUGCCCCCCGAAGCGUAUAACGCCGUCCUCCCAUUCCUCUCCCACGACCUAGCGGCUCUCGACAAGGUCCUGGAAGAGAUGUCCCUCCUGGGCUACGGCCUUCCCAACCCUGCCUGCGCCACUCUAGUCUCCACCCUCGUCCGCUCCCGCCGCCUCGUCGACGCCUUCCAUGCCAUUGGCAUCAUGCGGCGGCUCAAGUUCAGGCCGGCGUUAUCUGCGUACACCGUGCUGAUUGGUGCUCUGGCUGAGGCGCGGCAGCCCGAGCGUGCGCUGGAACUGCUGCGGCAGAUGCAAGAGGUCGGGUAUGAGGUGGGCGUGCCUCUUUUCACGACGUUGGUGCGGACCCUGGCCCGCGAGGGAAGAGUGGAGGGCGCGUUGAUGCUGGUGGACGAGGUGAAGGGGAGAUGCCUUGAGCCAGAUAUUGUGUUGUACAAUGUGUGUAUUGAUUGUUUUGGAAAGGCUGGGAAUGUGGACAUGGCCUGGAAGUUCUUUCAUGAGCUGAGAGCCCAGGGUCUGCAGCCAGAUGAUGUAUCAUACACAAGCAUGAUCUGGGUGCUUUGCAAGGCAGGGAGACUAGGUGAGGCAGAGGAGUUAUUUGGGCAGAUGGAAGUGGAAAGGGCUGUGCCUUGUGCUUACGCAUAUAAUACUAUGAUCAUGGGAUAUGGGUCAGCUGACCGGUUUGAUAAUGCUUACAAGCUGCUUGAGCGCUUGAGGGAGAGGGGUUGUAUUCCAUCUGUCAUUUCAUUUAAUUCAAUUAUCACGUGCCUCGGGAAGAAGAGGAGGGUUGAUGAGGCACUGAGAUUGCUUGAUGUCAUGAAGAAGGAUGCUAAGCCAAAUACCUCAACGUAUAACAUCAUUAUUGAUAUGUUGUGCAUGGCUGGGAGGGUUAAUGAAGCAUAUAAGAUACGUGAUGAAAUGGAACUUGAUGGCCUAUAUCCAAACUUAAUGACAGUUAACAUAAUGGUGGAUAGGCUGUGCAAGGCAAAGCUGCUCGAUGAGGCCCAUAAAAUAUUUGAAAGUGCGAGUCAGAGAGGUUGCAAUCCUGAUUCUGUGACGUACUGUUCCCUUAUGGAUGGCCUUGGAAAGAAGGGAAAGAUUGAUGAGGCCUAUAGGCUAUUCGAGAAAAUGUUGGAUGCAGGCCACAAUGGUAAUCCUGUGUUAUAUACUUCCUUGAUCAGGAAUUGCUUUCUGCAUGGAAGGAAAGAAGAUGGGCACAAGAUCUUCAAAGAGAUGAUCCGUCGAGGAUGCAAGCCUGAUCUCAUCCUACUUAACACAUAUAUGGAUUGUGUUUUCAAAGCAGGUGAGAUUGAAAAGGGAAGAGCAAUUUUUGAGGACAUCAAGAGUUAUGGGUUUCUUCCUGAUGUUCGAAGUUACUCCAUUUUGAUUCAUGGUGUCACAAAAGCUGGUCAGGCUAGAGAAACGUCCAGUAUUUUUCACGCAAUGAGUCAGCAAGGUUUUGCACUUGAUGCUCGGGCUUACAAUGCUGUUAUUGAUGGGUUAUGCAAAUCUGGAAAGGUAGACAGGGCCUAUGAAGUUCUCGAGGAGAUGAAGCUAAAACAUAUCUCUCCAACGGUUGCUACAUAUGGAUCGAUUAUUGAUGGUCUGGCCAAGAUUGAUAGGUUAGAUGAGGCUUACAUGCUUUCUGAAGAAGCGAAAUCGAAAGGAAUAGAAUUGAAUAUUAUUCUGUAUAGUUCUCUCAUAGAUGGCUUUGGGAAGGCUGGCAGGAUAGAUGAAGCUUAUUUAAUUUUAGAAGAGAUGCUGAAGAAGGGUCUGACUCCAAAUGCUUAUACAUGGAAUAGUCUCAUGGAUGCUUUAGUGAAAGCUGAAGAAAUCAACGAGGCCCUUAUUUGUUUCCAGUCAAUGAAGGAAAUGAAAUGUCCACCAAAUACCUAUACAUACAGCAUUCUUAUAAAUGGCCUUUGCCGGGUACAGAAGUACAACAAGGCUUUUGUGUUCUGGCAAGAAAUGCAAAAACAAGGUUUGAUCCCAAACGUUGUCACUUACACAACCAUGAUCUCCGGGCUUGCAAAGUGAGGGAACAUAACAGAUGCUUACAACCUAUUUGUGGGGUUCAAAACCAAUGGCGGAGUGCCUGACUCUGCAUGUUUCAAUGCUCUCAUAGAGGGUAUGAGCAAUGCAAACAGAGCAAUGGAGGCGUAUCACAUUUUUGAAGAAACUCGUCUAAGGGCAUGUAGAGUCAAUGUGACGACAUGCGUCAGUCUUUUAGACGCUUUGAACAAGUCUGAAUGUCUCGAGCAAGCUGCGGUCGUUGGUGCAGUUCUGAGUGAGAUUUCCAAAUCCCAGCAUGCUUCUAGAUCCUUGUAAUAUUCAGGAUCUUGUAUUGUGACACACUGUUGCAGAAUUUGCAUCUCUGCUGUGACUGAGUUGAUCUGGCUGUACUGUUUGUGCUUCUUGGUCACUUGAUAUGGGAGUUUUUAUGUGGCUUAUAAUAUAUUUUUUAAAUGGCUGAAAUUGAAUGCAUGCCUGCUGUGCUGCUGUUUGGAGAGAAGACAUUCUUCUGUAGUUCCCUUGAUUCUGGGUGACCUACUGACCUUUGCUGGGAUUUUCCUGUGUUUGUUUGGCGGAGCAGCUGAUUAAUAGCUAUUCAGAGGAAGUAAUCGAUAGGUAGAGGCGUUUUGAUUCCUGUUUCUUCAGCUGGCGAUGGUUCCGUACUCGGAGGGGUGGAGAUUGAGGUUGCGGUUGUCCAGCAAGGAGCAAGCAUAAGAGGCUUUUCUUUGGGUGUGCAUUUCGGCUGGCUCACGAUGCCCCUUAGAAGAGGUUGGUUGCUUUCUGUUAGGAAUUAAUUAGCACAUGCCUAUUGUUGCUAAUUAACGAACAGUUAUUAGCAAAAGGUGUGUCCAAUCCCGAACAGUAUGUCCUUUUCUCUCUCUAAUGCCAACAGGCACCUGUUCUGGAGAGAUGAUGCCUUCAAACAGGCACCUCUUCUUCCCAUCUCUUUCAGAUGUAUAUAUACUUGAGAUUCAAUAUAAACCAGGACUAGUCACUUUUAUUCAA
Triticum dicoccoides is the source of this 3102-nucleotide messenger RNA. Its product is annotated as pentatricopeptide repeat-containing protein At3g06920-like. Gene Ontology annotation, molecular function: protein binding. NCBI's taxonomy places the organism in Eukaryota, Viridiplantae, Streptophyta, Magnoliopsida, Poales, Poaceae. The record is from RefSeq and is a predicted model, not a curated record. Bases 166 to 2121 code for a protein of 651 amino acids. The transcript has 3 exons.